AUGGCCAAAUCAUUUGCUGCAGUAGCCCAGGAAGAUUUGGAUAGCUUUACCUUGAUCAGGACAGGUUCGGGCUUUGCACUCAAAGCCUUUCAUAUUCCUUGGAACACCCACAUCUCUGUGAAGCUGCUGGCCAACCAGGACACUACAGAGAGGGAGUGGAAUUUACUACUUCAGGAUAUAGCAAGUGUCAGAUGCUAUGAGUCUGAACGCCUCUUGCCUCCUCUUGGGAUUUACCAGUACCGUGGACUUGUGGGGAUAGUGACUGAGUGGAUGAACAAUGGAUCCCUCCACUCACUCAUCCAUGAGCACCAACUGUACCCAGAACUUCCAUUUGCCUUGCUCAUAAGGAUCCUGUCAGAUGUGGCUGAGGGGUUGCAUCACCUCCAUAGCCUCGAACCUGCUUUCUGCCACUGCAGCCUGAAACCUUCCAAUGUGCUUUUGGAUAUGCAGUACAGAGCCAAGAUAUCAGAUUACGGUCUAACUAAUUGGAGGAAAGAGCAACUGAGGUCAGACCUGCAGAACUGCAGCCAGAGAAACUGCCCGGAUUUAGUGUACCUCCCGCCUGAAAUACUUGAAGGAGGCCUUCCUUCCCAGGAGGGUGAUAUUUACAGUUUUGGAAUACUGUGUUGGGAGACCCUAAGCAGACGGAAACCUUUUGAAGGCCAAACGACCUUGCUGGAAGUUUUGACAGGAAUCUGCAGCAGUUUGCGGCCUGGAAUUUCAGAAAAGUUUAUACCAAGCAAUUUGCCUGGGAGGAAUAGACUGUUGCACCUUAUUGCUCUCUGCUGGCAUCAAGAACCAGGUUAUAGACCACAUACUGCAGAAUGUGUAGAACUUCUAAAUGGAAUUUUGACUAGCAUAAAUAAGGAGGCGAUUUCCACUGCAGUCUACAAUCUGAUGGAUGCAAAGGAGACAGCACUUAAUGCAUGCAAAGGUUCCAAAACAUACACAUUGCAGACGGGCAUACGCAAUUCAGAGGUCAUCUGUCCACAAAAAAUCAACUACAUAAUCAGCAAGAAAAUUCCUUCCAUAGUGCCGAACUUCUCAACUGUUUUACUUGAUAGCAGUGCAAAUAAUGCUGGAAGAGAAAAUAUUCUUGAGACGGGUGUGUCGAAUACUAUCCCACAGAAGGCAACGACAAAGAAAGAUCACCUGGGCUCUGACAGCAGAAAAUCAAAUUCCUUUUGCAUGAUACCUUUAUCUGGUUCAACCAUGGGCAAAGAAAGCAGGCAGCAUUGCGACCCAUCUCUGGCUUUUAAGCACAGACCACAACCUCUGCAUCCUGAACAAGCAGCCACAGAUCCGUGCUGCAAAGGAAACUGCUGUCAAAUGCUAGUCUGCCAGAGACAGACCAUACUCAGCUGCAUGACAGAAGGACGCCUCAACCACAUCCUCGAUGUCCUUCGCUCCCAGCAAACGUUGUCCCGAAUGGAUUAUGAGACAAUUACCUCUUACCCCACAGUGACUGGCCGUGCUCGGGCGUUGUUGGACACUUGCCUCUGCCUUGGAGAGAGGGCAGCACAGGUUGUAGUGACUGUACUUUCAGUGACCAAAUGUAGCCCUCUGGGACAAGGCAGCCAUUCUCCAGACUGUCCUUAUAAGGGAAAUAGGCUCUUGUGA
Messenger RNA from Merops nubicus (carmine bee-eater), 1620 nucleotides. Its product is annotated as receptor-interacting serine/threonine-protein kinase 2-like. The record is from RefSeq and is a predicted model, not a curated record. Gene Ontology annotation, biological process: protein phosphorylation; regulation of apoptotic process. The transcript is spliced from 11 exons. NCBI's taxonomy places the organism in Eukaryota, Metazoa, Chordata, Aves, Coraciiformes, Meropidae. Gene Ontology annotation, molecular function: ATP binding; JUN kinase kinase kinase activity. The coding region runs from base 1 to 1620 and encodes 539 amino acids.